This is a messenger RNA of Thalassophryne amazonica, 3370 nucleotides long. RefSeq lists its product as uncharacterized. The transcript has 11 exons. NCBI's taxonomy places the organism in Eukaryota, Metazoa, Chordata, Actinopteri, Batrachoidiformes, Batrachoididae. Gene Ontology annotation, biological process: negative regulation of DNA-templated transcription. Gene Ontology annotation, molecular function: metal ion binding; RNA binding. Gene Ontology annotation, cellular component: nucleus. Bases 95 to 3136 code for a protein of 1013 amino acids. The record is from RefSeq and is a predicted model, not a curated record.
GAAGUGACUUGCAUGUGUUUAAUCUGACAAAGUGUUCCAAUUUUUGCACGUCGGUCUGGAUAAGUUACGAAUAAAACAAACUAUAUCGAAUAAAAUGGCUUUCACAGAUCUUUUCAGUGAGCUGUCAGCGCGUCUUCAACACAGGGAUGAUGAUGGUGAUAAUCAUCGGAGGGGUAACGACAGUAAAAGGAAAACCCGGAAUGAUCAGGCAAAUUCUUAUCAGGAGAAGCAGUAUUACAGAACGCGACAAACAAGGACGCAUCAUGUGCCUGCAUCCUCCAACGAUGACGAGGCAUUUAACUCCCAUUUUCUCAGGAGUAGGAAGGAACAUGCAGUUGCUGGCUUUUCUGGGGAACUGGGUCAAAGCCACAGCAGAAAAGCUGACCACAAUAACUUCUAUCGCAAAAUCCACAAUUCUAAGAGUAGAAACAAGUGUGACGUGAACCUGCAAAAAUGUCAGAAAAUGGAGGAUGCAGGUCAGCACGGGCAUAGGGAUCAGCGAUGGACCUCCGGCAGAGGUAGAGGCCGUCAGUGGAGACCUCCUUCCAGAAGAAAUGAAAGAGUCACUAAAAAUAGCAGAAAGAACAUCAAAGUGCAGCGUGAAAGGUUCAUGACACAGGAGUUUAAGGACCAGAACGGCAUGUGUGUGGAUGGGCGGCUUCUUUGUCGACAUUUCCUUUGGGGAAAGUGCAUCAAGGGAGAUGACUGCCAGCUGCUGCACGGCGAGAGAGCCAAUGAUUUGAUUAAAGAGCUGUGCAAAUUUUAUGUCCAAGGAUACUGUAUGAAAGGGGAGACCUGCCCAUAUAUGCACAAGUCCUUCCCCUGCAAGUUUUUCCAUAGACUAGGAAGGUGUUCUCAAGGAGACGAUUGCAGGUUUUCACACGGGCCGUUAACAGAUACCACAAAUCAGCUGUUAGAGGAGGCAUUCAAACGGGACAGUGAGCUGCCCGAAGCGGUGAAGAAAGCUGAAAAAUGCCCCUCAGAGCAGCCGGCAAGGAUGGAUCACUCACCUGUUGAUGAAAGUGUGCUUCCUGAUGUACUAACGCAACCAAUCAGGCCAAACUUUUACAAUAGCACAGAUGCGCUUGCUGAAAAGGAGACUAUGAGCAUGGAAGAAUUUGCCGAUGUUGCCCAAGCUCAGAGUCCAACGUCCACUAAUAUGAACCAGGAGGCACCAGUUUGUUAUUCUGUUGAAGCAGUCCUCGGACCGCAACUAUCCAAACCCUUUCCUAGUUUCUUUGGAACACUUGGAUGUAAAGUGUCUCCCCCUUCCUCAGUUCCACCGGCAUCUUUUGAUUGCGCUCUAGGCUCUGCAAAAGAAAGUGAAGGUCCACAAUCUGACAGUACUAUGGUCAAAAAUCCUGCCUUUGGCUCCUCAUCUAGCCCUCUUAUGAUUCAAGCGUCAUCCCGUAACCCAAAAACACUUUUAGAAGAUGUGACUGAACCCCAAUUAAUCCAAAAUGUUGUGGACGAGUCUCAGGAAAAAACUGUCAAGAGAAUGCCAUUUCUCCAAGUCCAUACUUGUUCAGUUCCAACCAUUGAUCUGUCUGGAAAAACCCACCCUGAGCUUUCAUUGAACUUUGAGGACACAGCAGAGCCUCAAAAACCUGCGCAAAGAACUUCCAAAGUGAAAUUGGACUCCUUGCAUUCUGCUGUCCCUGUGCUGGGGGAGUCUGUGUCAUCUGAAACUAAAGUAGGCAUGAAAAUGGACGCUGUCUCUUGUAAGUCUUUCACACCUCAGAGUACACAAGCUAACCCGCAGAGGGAACGGAAAUGUUCUCCAGACUGUAAAACUAAGUGUUUUGGACCUAUGACUAAGCCCACAGGAAAAGUGUUGUUCAGCCUUUUUUCAAGAUCCCCUAAUGAGGCAUCUCCAAAGCCUGCUGCACAAAAACCACAUCUCAGCAGUCUGGCAUCAGAAUCACGAGGCCCAUCGCGCUCUUUUGACGCCUUGUCAGGUCUUACAGAGUUAAAAAGGCGAGGAGUGAUUCCUGCUGAAUCUGUCCCUGCCUCUGUGAAUAUCGCUGAUCCUCUGAACACAGGCGGUCAUCAUAUUGCAGUGGAACAGCCCACUGAGCACCAACGAGACUCCACGUUAGCGGAUACUGACGUCAAACAACACAACUCCAAUGAAACCACACCUGAGUGCGCCCGCAAGACGGCAAACUCCGCUCGUUUGGCUGCUGGAUGUCACGAGACGCAGAGCAAACUUUUUCAAAGACUUUUUGCAAGUUCCAUCACUGACAGCCUGCAGCAAGGUUCUGUAAGGAGUCCUGCUCCUAAAGGCCGUAGUAAGCUGUUUCGUCAUUUACCACCUCCUGUAGAUGGGAGGAGUAAUGAUGGUGGUCCAGCAGUGAUUAAACCUGCCAGACCACUCCUCAGUACUUCUGCCUCCCCUGUCAGUGAGGCUGUGCCACACUUAAGCCUGCAGUUCCACCUAGAUAGUGGUUCCUCAUGUCCUCAGGAGUCCAUAAAGUUGGAGUCAGGUUCCAAUCAAAGAACUGCGUGUUUAGAAAUUCCUUCUUCGGGUAUGUUUUCGGGUUUUCUCGAUAAUGAUGUGAAGAAAACCUCUGACAAGCAAAGGCAGAUGGGAAAUCCUGUUUGUAGCUUUGUGCCAGAUUCUCCUGGUGCGAUAUCUGCGAAUCCACUUCCUAACAGUAACAGUUUAGAUCCAUCUGGAAUCCAGACUUGUCAGCCGCUGUCCAAUAUCCCGUUGACCAAAGAAACAAGUACAACUUCAGUCUUGAAGACACUGUUUGUCAGCCUGGGCCCAUACCAGCAGGAUCCACAGCAACAGGCCGCUGUCCCUCCAGAAAUUGAAGACAGCAUGCCGUGUGAAGUGCAACAUGAGUCAAAAAGAAGAAAAAUAAAGGUUGACCCAGAACCGCACCAGUCUUUGAACUGUGGGUUGACACUCCAGAGUCCAGCUUUGAGUGAAGGUCAGGUGAGAACGUUUAGUACACAGUCUGACCAAAAGGUGAAUCCAGCGCCGCUACUUACGCGUUGUUAUAGCCGAGCAACACGAAAGGAAACAUCAGACAAAGGGAACGGGGGUGCCAGUGGAAAGGUGAGGUUCACGCCACUCAAGGACCUUUUCAAGACUUUAGAUUCCACUGCUUUCAACUCUGGACAUUAACGUUUGGCAUGAAAUUAAUCUCAACUCGCACUGAUGGACUCUAUUUAUAUCAUCCUAGACCCAAAUAUCUUGGGACCAGUGUUUGAACUGUGAAAUGAAAAGGUUUGUCUUUCUUACCUGUUUGACAGGAGAAUAUCGACGUCCAUUCUUCAGAUGAGCAGCUAAAAGUUUGAUAAUUCAUAUCUGUGACACAAACGCAAUAAAGCUGGGAUUUGUUAUGUUUUUGUCUGUCUU